Ruditapes philippinarum (Manila clam) is the source of this 2370-nucleotide messenger RNA. Its product is annotated as G-protein coupled receptor GRL101-like. The record is from RefSeq and is a predicted model, not a curated record. The transcript has 6 exons. Gene Ontology annotation, biological process: G protein-coupled receptor signaling pathway. Gene Ontology annotation, cellular component: membrane. Gene Ontology annotation, molecular function: protein binding; protein-hormone receptor activity; G protein-coupled receptor activity. Lineage: Eukaryota; Metazoa; Mollusca; Bivalvia; Venerida; Veneridae. The coding region runs from base 1 to 2370 and encodes 789 amino acids.
AUGGAUAUUUCUAGAUGGAUCAACUUGUUUGAUGCUAUGGUAUUACCAAUGUUAAAUUAUGAUCCUGACAUUUUAUGUCUCCAUAAAGCUCCAGAUUUUGAGCACAGCAAAUCUUGUAUAGACUCGGAUAGAGAAGUAAUAAUAUUCGUGGAAGAUGGUGGCUCUGAGAGCAGGGAAGCAGCAAUGCAUUUAGCUAAACAAUUCUUUACAAACAAUGAGAAUAACAUCGUUAAAUUGUUUAAUUUCAAUAUUCUUCAUAGAAAAAUGAAGUUUGACAUUGAGUACAGGUUAUUGGAAAUAAAGGUAGAACGUGUUACCAGAGAACAGGGAAUAGAGGAAACUGGAUGCAAGUUUAAAACAAUGGCAAGAGACUUUCUUAAACAACUGAAGUUUUCCGAGCUAGAAAAAAGAGCGCUUAUUGUACUAGAAAACAGUAUUGAAUCAUCAGUUGUCGCUAGCUUAGUAUUGUCCAAUAUUUCAGAGCCAUCGUUUUCAAUAUAUCGGGUGAUAAAAGAUUUCAGUUCUUCACUUUAUAAAGAUAACAGAUACAAAUUUGUAAAGGAUAUACAUAUAAGUAAAUGGAGUUCUCUAUUUUCGAUUGGUUUUAGACGAUUUCCAGAAAUAUGUACAGAGGCUACAAUCGUACCAUGUGCUGGAAAGUACAGAUGUUCGUCUAGUAAGCAAUGUAUACCAUUUGAACAAGUAUGUGAUGAUGUCAUUCAUUGCAAAAAUGGUGAUGAUGAGCGACUUUGUGAUUCUGUAUGUCCGACGCAAUGUAAUUGUACGGGUGGUGUAAUCAAUUGUAAUGCAGCCAACUUAUCGAUGUCUGAUAUUUUGUCAUUGACUGUACAGGCUAUAAGUCUUGAUCUAAGUAAAAAUCCAAAAAUUAGAGAAAUACCUGAAGGAAAAUUAAAUUUUCCUUACAUGCUAAGACUUAAUAUUUCAUCAUGUAAUAUUCAUUAUAUUGACGAAAGGGCUUUCUUUGACUUGAAAAAUUUGUUAUCGUUAGAUCUUAGCAACAAUAGAAUAGCGCGAUUACCUGAUAUGGUAUUUAGCAAACUUCGCUAUCUGUCCUACUUGAAUCUGGACAGAAAUAUAGAAUUAACAAUGAUUUCAUCGACUGCUUUUAAGGGUUUGACAUCUGUAAGAAGCUUAAAAAUCACCGGCACAAACCUGAAAAAGAUAAGUUCACUUACAUUCUCUGACUUGCACUUGGACAGUAUCGACAUUUCAUACAACAGAAUUGAGGAAAUUGAAGAUUUUGCCUUCAACAACUCGCGUGUUCAUAAAAUUAACUUUGAAGGCAAUGAAGUGAAAAAAUCCGGAAAUUUUAUAUUUAACGGCAUCACAUCACUUCGUGAACUUCAUACACCUGCAUUUAGAUUCUGCUGUAUCCGACCUUGUUAUCUUCCUGCAGAAUACUGCGAACCAAAGAAUGAGUUUUCUUCAUGUGAAGACCUGAUGAGAAACUCGGUACUUCAAGCAGUCCUUUGGAUAGUUGGGUUAGCUUCAUUGUUCGGAAACCUAUCGUCAAUUAUCUACCGUCUCUUGUACGAUCGUGAAAGGCUAAAAAUAGGUUAUGGCAUAUUUGUAACUAACCUUGCAGUUGCAGAUUUUCUGAUGGGUGUUUACCUCAUCAUGAUAGCAGUGGCAGAUUCACUCUAUAGAAACAGAUAUUAUCUUGUGGACUUUCAAUGGAGAAGCAGUAAUUGGUGUAUUACUGCCGGAGUUUUGUCUACAAUUUCAUCUGAAGCCAGCGUCCUCUUUCUUUGCUUGAUAACAUUAGAUAGACUUUUAGUGAUCAAGUUUCCGUUUGGAACUGUGAGGUUUACACCUAUGAAGGCCUAUGUCUCUUGUGCAUUGUGCUGGUUCAUCUCCAUCAUCCUAUCGGUCAUUCCAAUUCUUUACACAAGUCACUUCCAAAACAAAUUCUACUCUAAAACAGGAGUUUGUAUUGCAUUGCCUUUAACACGAGAUAAACCACCAGGUUGGAUUUAUUCUGUGUCAAUCUUUGUCGGCCUGAAUUUUUGUACUUUCAUUCUUGUUGCUGUAGGACAAAUCUCAAUAUUCACAGAACUUCGACGAUCAACAUCAGUUAUAAAGAAAACACAAAUUACAAGGAAACGUGACUUGAGAGUUGCAAGAAAUCUUAUACUCGUUGCAACAACUGAUUUCCUGUGUUGGUUUCCGAUAGGUGUGAUGGGUAUUUUAGCCUUGAGCGGAUUUCCGAUUCCUGGUGAUGUUUAUGCAUGGUCAGUUGUUUUCAUUUUACCAAUAAACUCUGCUCUAAACCCGUUUUUGUAUACCGUGACAGCAGUAAUCGGGAAGAAGUGUUGGAGCAAUACCUCAAGACGUCUGCAGGCAUUAUGA